Poeciliopsis prolifica (blackstripe livebearer) is the source of this 396-nucleotide messenger RNA. It is a transcript of the gene ppp2cab, whose product is annotated as protein phosphatase 2 catalytic subunit alpha b. Lineage: Eukaryota; Metazoa; Chordata; Actinopteri; Cyprinodontiformes; Poeciliidae. The record is from RefSeq and is a predicted model, not a curated record. Gene Ontology annotation, biological process: peptidyl-serine dephosphorylation; mitotic cell cycle. The annotation marks the transcript as partial. Gene Ontology annotation, cellular component: cytosol. Gene Ontology annotation, molecular function: protein serine/threonine phosphatase activity. The transcript has 2 exons.
AUGGACGAAAAGGCGUUCACUCAGGAGGUCGACCAGUGGAUCGAGCAGCUGGGCGAGUGCAAGCAGCUGUCCGAGGGUCAGGUGAAGACCCUGUGCGAAAAGGCGAAGGAGAUUCUGACCGAAGAGUCCCACGUGCAGGAGGUGCGCUGCCCAGUGACCGUGUGCGGCGACGUUCACGGCCAGCUCCACGACCUGAUGGAGCUGUUCAGGACCGGAGGGAAGUUCCCCGACACCAACUACCUGUUCAUGGGCGACUACGUGGACAGAGGAUACUACUCCGUAGAAACCAUCUCCCUGCUCAUAGCUCUUAAGGUGGUCACUCACUGGAGGCUUCUCCUGUGGAUUGUGGAGAAACAUUGUUGUCUAAAGGAUAUUUCUUCCUCUUGGCGUCUCAGG